AUGGAGCUUUACCAAACAGAAUCUCAUUACAUUCUCUUAGACAAUGAAUUCAGUUUAUGGUGUAACAGGCAAACAGGAUCACUUGAACCUAAGCGAGGAAGUGAUCUAUGUUCAGCAUGGAACCCUGUAUGUAUGGGUUUGUGUUAUGGGAUUAUUGGAAAGAUAAAACUUCAUCCAGACUCAAGUUGGGCAUUGUUGUUAAUAAAACAGAGAAGUUUAGUUGGAGAAUUAGCUGAAAAGCAUAAAAUAUUUCAGAUAAAUAGAAUAGCUUUAUUACCAUUAAAUACUGCAGACCCAGUUGAGUUAGAUUUAGAAUUUUGUAAAACUCAUCAUUUUGGAAUCAAGAAAUCUGAACAAAUCACAAGACCAGAAUUAUUACAAAAACCUCUACUUAAAACAUGGCACACUAUUAAAUCAGCUGCUGAAAAUGUCAAACCAAAAAAGAAAGAAAUAAAAGACAAAGAAAAGUUUGAAAGAAGAAUAUUAGAUGAAUUAAUCAAGAUGUUUAAUGAAGAAGAGUCGUUUUAUUAUAGUGAUAAAUAUGAUUUAACAUGUAGUUUACAACAACAACAUUCUACACAGUACAAUGAAUCAUUACCGUUAUUUAAACGUUGUGAUCAGAGAUUUUUCUGGAAUAAAUAUCUUAUACAAGAACUCAUAGAUUUCAAGUGUGAAGAAAUAGAUUUAGCUGAUCAUUGGAUUGUACCAAUAGUACAAGGUUAUAUACAGAUGGCGAGGUGUCAGAUGGAUUUCAGUGAGAAUGUUAGUCCUGGUGAUUCACCUGGUGAUUAUGCCUCAUCAUCAGUUGAACCAUUAAAAUAUGAUAUAUGGUUACUAUCAAGAAGAAGUCGACAUCGAGCCGGUACAAGAUCCAAAAAAAGAGGUUUAGAUGAAACUGGCGCUUGUGCUAAUUUUGUGGAAACUGAACAAAUAAUUGAAUUUUUUCCUCAUCUGGUUUCAUUUGUGCAAGUUCGAGGUUCAAUACCUGUAUACUGGAGUCAAACAGGAAUCAAGUAUCGUCCCCCACCAAGACUCGAUAGAGGUAGUUAUUUCCCUUUAAUUACAAAUUAUACCUUGAUUGAUUCAACUUUAGUACAACUUAUAUACACAUACAUGAGGACAAACAUAACAUUGCUUGUAGUUUUUUAUCCUAUACAGAACAUUGAACUGGAUAUAUUCUUUAGCAAUGUCUCAAGUCAAUUAUCUUGA
This is a messenger RNA of Lottia gigantea (owl limpet), 1209 nucleotides long. RefSeq lists its product as hypothetical. The record is from RefSeq and is a predicted model, not a curated record. Gene Ontology annotation, cellular component: early endosome; clathrin-coated endocytic vesicle. Gene Ontology annotation, molecular function: phosphatidylinositol-4-phosphate phosphatase activity. The transcript is spliced from 9 exons. Bases 1 to 1209 code for a protein of 402 amino acids. NCBI's taxonomy places the organism in Eukaryota, Metazoa, Mollusca, Gastropoda, Lottiidae. Gene Ontology annotation, biological process: phosphatidylinositol dephosphorylation; regulation of endocytic recycling.